UUGUGGCUAGAGCAGCAGGUAAUGACUGGGGGACUCUUGUUUCAGAUGCUGGUGACAUUCGAGGAGGUGGCUGUGUAUUUCACCCAGGCACAGGGGGUUCUGCUUGACCCCACUCAGAGAGCCCUCUACAGGGAUGUCAUGCAGGAGAACUACGAGACAGUGACCUCUCUCGGAUUUCCCAUUCCCAAACCUGAGCUGAUCGCCCAGCUGGAACGAGGAGAAGAGCCGUGGGUGCCCGAUCCCCAGGCUUGCAAGGACAGAAGGCUUCCAAGAUGCAUCCAUACAGCACUGUCCAUGGAGCUCGGAGAGUUUGCUGUACGUUUGUUACAUGCUGUAAAGCUGGAAAACACCCACAGAUGAGCUCCCCAGAGACAGUGCCACCUGCACACCAGCUAGGUGCUAAGUGGCCAGUAAUUGCUCAGCCGGCCCUUCGCCAGCUGUGGAGUUGGGAACAAGAGAGUUACAAUUCACCCGAAAGACGGCUGGACGCUCACUUAGGCCACAGACUGACUGUUGCCUGCCCCCCGGCUGGGGGGUGAACCUCAAAGAGGAGAGUGGUACAAAAACACAGGGGAGACUGGCCUCCAUUUUUACCUCUCCUCUCUCAUCUUUACAGAAGGCAACAAGAUGACUUGAAAGGCAACAGGGGCCAUGGAGUGGGGAGGAUGGACCAAGGCUGGAAGGAAAUCCAGCCUGGGUACUCAGAACUGUGAACUGCCUGCAACAGCGGGUGGGAUGGGAAAUCCUGUUCGCUUUGCAUCUUCCUUAGUUUAGUAAUAUUUAGGAUUUAAAAUGCAUGUUUUAAUUUUGUAGUUUUAACCUUUUCUGACCUUUGACAUCUUUCUCCCUUGUAAUCCCUGAAAACCCCGUUGCUCCAGUUACUAAAGUGGUUUUAGUGUUUUGUCUGG
Messenger RNA from Chelonoidis abingdonii (Abingdon island giant tortoise), 908 nucleotides. NCBI's taxonomy places the organism in Eukaryota, Metazoa, Chordata, Testudines, Testudinidae. The record is from RefSeq and is a predicted model, not a curated record.